Theobroma cacao (cacao) is the source of this 1460-nucleotide messenger RNA. RefSeq names its product Tetratricopeptide repeat (TPR)-like superfamily protein. Gene Ontology annotation, molecular function: protein binding. NCBI's taxonomy places the organism in Eukaryota, Viridiplantae, Streptophyta, Magnoliopsida, Malvales, Malvaceae. Gene Ontology annotation, cellular component: chloroplast thylakoid membrane. The record is from RefSeq and is a predicted model, not a curated record.
GUAGGCUGCAACAGUCUCCACACACGACACUCGUCUACGUAGCGCCACGUUCACAUUCUAUUUGACGGUAUCACCCUCGUGGAUGGCACGAAAUAUCUUCAAACAUUCGUCAUUUUAAUGCGAAAUCCAGGGGAAUUUAGUCAUUAAGAUAACAGCAUUCUAAAUAUCUUCACGGCGGCUUUGUUAACUGGAAGCUCCGCAUCUCACUCUCUCCUUUCUUCUUUCUCUCUCUGGAACGCCACCAUGGCAGUGGUUCUUGGAAAUUUAGCUUUGUUACUAGACGUGACGUCAGCGAGGACCGUUACACCUGACCGAAAAUCCCGUCCCUUGGCGAUCGACGUCCUUUUGAACUUACCGAAGAGAGACCCUUAUUUCUUCCAUGCUUCUCUUUCCAACAAGAGCCAACUCGACUCCUCGGACGGGGAGAAUCGAGCUCACCGAGUGGUGGCUCGUGGCAAAGCGAAUUCGAAAGUAAAGGCGGUGGAUUUCGAUGCUGGGUCCAGCGACGACGAUGGGAACGGAAACGGCAACGGAUUUGAGGAGGAAGAGGAGGAGUACGAUUGGGAGAAGGAAAUGAGGAAGAGAGUUAAGGAAAUUGAGGAGAUGAGAGAGUUGGAAAAGAAAGCGGAGGAGUUGCAGAGUAAAGCGGAAGCAGAGGAAAGUGAAGGCGAAGGUAGCGAAGAAACUGAGGAGAAAAAAAGGAUGAGAGUGAGAAAAGAGCUCGAAAAGGUGGCUCAGGAGCAGGCAGAGAGGAGAGCAACGGCACAAUUGAUGUUCGAAUUGGGCCAAAAGGCUUACGGGAAAGGCAUGUACGGACGGGCCAUUGAGUUUCUUGAAGGUGCUCUGACGAUCAUUCCCAGGCCAACAUUAUUUGGCGGUGAGAUUCAAAUAUGGCUGGCUAUGGCUUAUGAGGCGAAUAACCGCCAUGCGGACUGCAUUGCUCUGUACCAGCAAUUGGAGAAGAGGCACCCUAGUGUGAGCAUUCGACGUCAAGCUGCUGAACUUCGCUACAUCUUGCAAGCACCUAAACUCAAGAUAUCCCAGGAAGAAAUGGUUACUAUACCGCUGAUUGGUUCUAGUUACGACAGCUAUGCAGCAACGUGGAGUGAUAAGUACAAGGACAAGGAUCAGAGAAGUGGGUCGACUACCAAUCAGCUUCCCUCCUCCAGAGACUUUCUAGGGGAUUUUCUGGUGUGGCGGCCGCCUGUUGGACUGGAGAAGAACCAAGCUUUUUGGGUAGCUUUGACUCUAUGGUUUGGCUUGGUGGGAGCUGCCCUGUUUCUACAAAGAUGAAUCAUACAGAACACUCUCUAUAGUUGUUAUUGUUGGAUCGUGAUAUGUUCAUUUAAUUAUUUAUUAUGUCUUGUUAAUGUGAUGUUGAUGCCCUUGUAUUUAUGAAGCAAAAAGAUGUUUUCGUUCAUUAUUUUCGAAAGCAGACUUGAGAGGUCUGUGAUUGGAUA